UCUUCAUGAAGCGCAGUUGAAUAUCUGAAGUUGCUAUCUUUCAAUUUAAACACAAAAUGAAUAAUUCACAAAGGUCCAUGCCUCUUUUUUUAGGGAUAUAUAUUUUCUCAAUGCUGUGGAAACUGACCUAUAUGCAAGUCGAUUUGGCCUUAGGGGGAAAAGCAACACAAUCUUCUUCAUACUUUUUCUAUGCUGCAUCCUAUGCUAUUGAUAGCAACAAAGAAACUAAUGCAUAUUCCCACCCAUGUGCAAGCACAAAUCUUGAGAAUAGCCCAUGGUGGAGGGUGGAUUUGUUGGCGGUGUACGACAUUAGCAAUGUAAUCAUCACUAACAGAGGUGACUGCUGUCCAGAACGGAUAAAUGGUGCUGAGAUCCACAUUGGCAACUCAUUAAUCAACAAUGGCAACAAUAACCCGAGGUGUGUUGUUAUCUCAAGCAUCCCUGCUGGUGCCUCUGUAAGCUACACUUGUAAUAUGCAGGGUCGUUAUGUGAACGUCAUCAUUCCUGGUCCUAGCCACUUUCUCACACUCUGUGAAGUGGAAGUCUAUGGUGUUCAAGUCCCUGUUACUAAGAAGGCAUUUCUUAGAUUAAAGUUUAACAGCAGUCAGGAUCUCAGCAACCCUAUCAUGAGGGACAAAGUUCUUCAAAAGGUGUGUGUUUGUGAGAAUGUACACUCAGUUGUCAGUUUAUAA
Tachysurus fulvidraco (yellow catfish) is the source of this 692-nucleotide messenger RNA. Its product is annotated as fucolectin-like. The record is from RefSeq and is a predicted model, not a curated record. Lineage: Eukaryota; Metazoa; Chordata; Actinopteri; Siluriformes; Bagridae. The coding region runs from base 57 to 692 and encodes 211 amino acids. The transcript has 5 exons.